Venturia canescens is the source of this 734-nucleotide messenger RNA. RefSeq lists its product as uncharacterized. NCBI's taxonomy places the organism in Eukaryota, Metazoa, Arthropoda, Insecta, Hymenoptera, Ichneumonidae. The record is from RefSeq and is a predicted model, not a curated record. The annotation marks the transcript as partial. The transcript is spliced from 4 exons.
CUCAAGGCGCCUAUGAGUCAUGCCUGCGUUAUAUCAGAGAGCACGUCCUGCAGGCGCAUAUUAUACUUGUGAUGAGUGAUUUUGAACGCGCAUUACGCAAUGCCGUUCUACAAGUAUACCCAAUGGCUCACAGUACGGGUUGUAAUACCCAUUACGAUCGGGCAAUAUACAGAAAAGCCAAGGUCCUUCAACUCGCCAACGUUCUUCGGACAAAUGACGUAGCGAAAACUUUUUUCAAAAAAGUUUUAGCUCUGGCGUACUUGCCGGCAGAACUAAUAACUACGAAGUUCCGGGAACUACGCAACAAUUUGCCAGGAACACUGAAGACGCAAUUCCGCACAUUUUGCAAUUAUUAUGAUCGAUAUUGGAUCCGAACGGUCAGGCCAGAGGGGUUCAGUGUAUACGGGUUGAGCCGUAGAACGAACAAUAUAAUCGAGUCCUACCACAGCCGGCUUCAACAUCAUUUAGGAAGACGCCCUGGACCAUGGGAUUUUUUAUGCAAAAUACUAAAAUUGCAGUCAAAAAUUCAAACCGAUAUUGCACGAUUAAAAAAUAAUGUGAACAUCGGCCGCUAUGCGAGAUAUUCAACUGUUUUUAAACAAAACAAACUCACAAAAGCAUGGCGUCAAUUACAUAUGCUCGAGAUCACAGUUGAGGAGUUCAUGGAUAAAGCUGCUUCUUUAAAGGGAAACAUCGAUUUUCGUAUGGCACAACAGUUAACUGAACAGGAGAAC